AGUCAUACCUAUUUAAAUAAAAUAUAAAUGCUUUCUUACAGACAGAAUUGAUGUUACCUCCAUCCAUACAAUUCCACCAUCACAAAUGGAUACAACUGAGGUUGUAGAAAGUGAGGCUACUCAAAACCAAGUUGUACUAUUUGUUACAAAUGAGUUUGAACCAUUGCCACUCACUACUAAUGCAGAAACAGUUCCAGAAGAAACAAAUAUAAUAAAAGUAGACAAUGUAAAUGACAAAGCUUUGCAUGAAACUCCAAAUGGGAAAUGUGUCAUAACUCCAACUACUUCUGCCAAUAAAAAAUGGGAUGUCACGAGCAGAAGAAAUUUAAAAUCAAGAAAACAUCCUGCACUGAUUGCUAAUACACCAAAAAAAACACUUUUUGAUGAGCUGACUCAAGCUAAGCUGGAACUAGUUCAGCUCCAAAGAGAUUUUUUGGAAGCAGAAAUAAGUGAAAAAAAGAAGGUGUGGGAAUUUGAAGAAAGUGAACGCAAGAAGGAGGCAGAGUUUAAAGAAAAGGAGCGCAAAUGGAUAGAAGAAGAGUAUAAAUUAAAAUUAGUAAAGAAUUUUAAAUGAAUAAAUUGUUUGUUUUA
Messenger RNA from Colias croceus (clouded yellow), 591 nucleotides. RefSeq lists its product as uncharacterized. NCBI's taxonomy places the organism in Eukaryota, Metazoa, Arthropoda, Insecta, Lepidoptera, Pieridae. The transcript is spliced from 4 exons. The coding region runs from base 86 to 574 and encodes 162 amino acids. The record is from RefSeq and is a predicted model, not a curated record.